UGGGCCGCACGCAAAAAUGUCCCGGGGCGAGGAGCGCGGACUUAGUCAGGGCAGCAGAGGGUGUUUUUUAGAGGAAACAGAAGCGGCAGAGCUCUGUGAAGGAUAAAAAAAAACUGUAUACAUGGGAGGGGGGGUUAAAAAAUAUGUCGGCGUUUUGGGGGCUGAGGAGGAUUGUGGAAAAGCAAAGGGCGAGCGCUAGAAACGAGGCCCAACACUUUACCACGUAGGGGAGGGGAAGUAGAGGGCAGCUGUCCCCGCUUGAUUGAUUGACUGAAAAGGGGAGGAAUUUAGGAUCAACCGGGCUAGCAAUCCAAUACUUAAUAAUUUCUUUGCUGCCCAAUUAUUUCAUAUAGCUGACAAGAAAUAUAAUUUAAUUUUAAAUGCAUACUGUUAAGCGACCGACGCUGUCUUAUUAUUUGGUUGGCCACCAGUCCCUGCACUCUAUAAUGCCCCAGUGUUUGCAGCAUCUGCAGUGAACGUGAUGGCAGCCCACUCAGUCUCCAUAGAUAAGUACCCAAAGGGAGAGCAGCAGAUGCAAGGCAUCAUAAAGGUAGACAGUGAUUCGGAGCAGAAGUUUAUGGAGGGUACGUUGGGAGAGGUGCCCAGCCCGGCACCAACAGAGCCACAGACACCCAUGGACGCUGACAAGGCAUCCAUAUAUCGGCAUCCUCUGUUCCCUCUGUUGGCCCUGCUGUUUGAGAAGUGUGAGCAGUCCACGCUGAGCUCUGAUUGCAUCACCUCAGCGAGCUUUGAUGUGGACAUUGAGAAUUUUGUCCGUAAUCAAGAGAAGGAGGGGAAGCCUUUCUUCAGUGAAGACCCUGAACUUGACAACUUGAUGGUGAAAGCCAUCCAGGUGCUGCGGAUCCACCUGCUGGAGCUGGAGAAGGUGAGCGACCUGUGCAAGGACUUUUGCAGUCGCUACAUCGCCUGCCUCAAGACUAAGAUGAACAGUGAGACUCUGCUGAGUGGUGACCCGGGAAGCCCAUACUCGCCUGUACAAGGCCAGGCCCAGAGCUUCUCACCCACCAAGUCUCAGACCCCCAGCUCCAUAUCAGGGACCAUUAGUCCCCAGGGUCAAAUUGUAGUUCCAGCAUCGGCCCUGCAGCAAGGAAACGUUACUGUGACAACUGUCAACCCCACCCAGGUGGUCGCAGGUAUGUCAUCUUGGCGUACGACCCCUUCCUCAGGCGGGACUGUGUACCAGCCAGUCACAGUUGUAACUCCUCAGGGCCAGGUGGUAACACAGGCUCUUUCUCCCGGGACAAUACGCGUCCAGAACAAUCAGCUUCAGCUGCAGUUUCACCAGGAUUUGAACCUCUUUAGUCAUGAGGACAACUCAACCAAGAACAAGCGCGGCGUUCUUCCAAAGCAUGCCACAAAUGUCAUGCGCUCAUGGCUCUUCCAGCACAUCGGGCAUCCGUAUCCCACAGAGGAUGAAAAGAAGCAGAUUGCUACUCAAACAAACCUGACACUUCUGCAGGUCAACAACUGGUUUAUAAAUGCACGGAGACGGAUCCUGCAGCCCAUGUUGGAUGCCAGCUCUUCAGAGACACCCAAAGCCAAGAAAAAGACACCUCAAAACCGGCCACUGCAGCGCUUCUGGCCUGAUUCCAUCGCAGCAGGAGGAGGGGCCAUGCCUGAUGGUACAAUGGUGACGAUGAACAUGGAGGGUCUGCAGAGCCUGACAUCAGACGGUGCCACGCUGGCAGUACAGCAGGUGAUGCUGGGAGGCCACAGUGAAGACGAGUCGGGGGACAGCGGAGAUGAGGACAAUGACGCGGACAUGGCGGGGCUGGGCCUGGACAAUAGCAACUCAUUGCAGUAGAGGACAAGCACCGCCCACACGCAGAGGACACACAAAAUGAGUUCGACAGAACAGAGGUGCGUCCGUUUGAUUUCCACAGAGCACAGGACACACUGGGAUGGACCCUGCACUCUUCCAAGCCUCCACCCUGCUGAACGGCGGUUGUUGCUGCACGUGUAUGUCAGGAGUGUCAUUUCACAAACAGUUUUUUAUUGUAUAAAUGAUGUAGGUGAGUGCACUUUUUGUAUAUUUAAGCUCAAAAAGAUGAAAUCAAACUGAAAAAAACAAGUGUUAAAAACACCUGAGACAAGUUUGUAUACUCCGUUAAUAAACGUUGACUUUUUUUGUCCCCGCCCCCGUCCCCCCCUGCUCCCAGCUAGAUUGUCAUUUUGGAUGAGACCACUUCUGUCUUGUUCUUGUGUCUCUGGUUUGUCUUGACUUUUGCAUGCUUGUGUUUUAAGUAGACGUGUGUGCUCUUAUGACUGACUCCAUGGCUCACACUGCCCCCUGCAGGCAGAGUAGAGCACAGGUGGAGAGAUUAAAAGUAAAUUAGAGGAGAGAUGCUUAUUUUUCUAUACAAACAUAUGAAAUGAGUGUUUUUUUUGUUUGUUUGUUUUUUGGUUUCAUUUUUGUGUUCUCCUGUUUUGUAAGAAAUAUUUAUGUACAGAUUCAUAAUAAAUGCUGUGACCCUGUUUUCCAGGGUUCUUUUGAAGUUUUCUAAAAAACAGAAAAAGGAAUUGAAUGCUGAUGAAAAUUACUAUUUAAAUUGGUUUUAAGCUUAAAAUAUUAACAAGGCCUUAUCUGUGUUCUUUUCUAAAAUAAAUCUUACCAAGAAGCACAAAAAGGAAGUAUGACCCUUGGAGAAAUUGGCCAAAAAGACACUAAACAGUGGAACACUUGUGGCUCCUUAAAGCAUAUUUUUACUUUGUGUACUGCAGUAUCACAGGAACCCUCUCCAGCAGCAAAGCAACUGCAGCGUUCCAGUCUUUGUUUGGCCCACAAUGUGUAUACCAUACAUUGUCUUUUAACCAUUUUACAGUAGUAGCAUAGGUGUCACUUUCUAAAAUGCACAAUCCAGAACACUAUGCUAACCACACAAUCAGGAGGGGUUACGGACUCCAUCAAUAAGAAGCAGUGGACUUUUUGCACGCAUUUAGCUUUUAUUUUAUGUACACGCUACAUACAUGCUGUUGCAUUGAAAACAGAGCAGCUGGAAACUUGGAGUCAUUGCCCUCCUGAAGGAAUGAUCCCCAAGGGCUGCAGCUGCGACCAUGACCCCCCGCCCCACUACACACACACACACACACACACACACACACACACACACACACACACACACACAGUGAAGGAUCUGAAAGCUCCAUCAGUUUGACAUUACUGCACAUAAUGGGGUGCCUCUUGUUUAAAUAACUGUAAUGCUGUACUGUAAAACAGUUGUUUGUAAGUAGUUGCAGUAACUUGCUUUUUAUCCUUCUUGUAAAGUUAACUUUGUUCAUUUGAUUCAGCCUGAGGGUUUAAUGGCUACGCGUUGCCCUCGCUGAACUCUGUCACCUCUGUCUAGCUUUUUAUGAAGCAUUCACUUUUCUCUUGUACUUCUCGCUCGUCUGUUUUGCCUUAGAGCUUUCUAUUUUGGAAUAAAUGAUGCCUAACUCUGC
Molecule: messenger RNA, 3459 nt
Organism: Maylandia zebra (zebra mbuna)
Lineage: Eukaryota; Metazoa; Chordata; Actinopteri; Cichliformes; Cichlidae
Source: RefSeq, a predicted model, not a curated record